UAUGGCAUGAUUUUCAAAGGGAUCAGUGAUUCCUGAUCCUUAAUUAUGUGAGCUAUCAUAGUAACAGCUUUGGAAAGCAUGCCACGUAAUAAGCCUGCCACGUAGGAGCUUAGGACUUGCAGUGUUCUGUGAUCUGCAGGACUUCCACUAACCUGUCAUCUGGACAAGGCAGAGAAUGCAUAGCUUCUGCACAGCCUGUUUGUGUCUCCUCUCAGAGAGCCCACAGAGGGUUAAACUAUGCCCCAGAACCACUGUGUGUCCCGUCUGCCGAGAAGUUCUUACAAGCUGUGUGCAGGUGGAGACGCACAUUAGGUGUUAGGUAGGCUCUCCAGAACAGGGCUGAUGCCAGAGUGCAGAGCCCAGUGGGACCCGAGCAGCUUCCCACCACUGCCGGGAAGAGGACACACGAACACAUCUAGAUUCCCCAACUGUAGUUAUAACUCAGUGGCACAGAAUCGAGGUAUAGCGAUAUUGGGAACCUGAGUACAGCUGGAUUUGAGCCAGGUAAGUCUGUCAGUGGGACCUUAAGCCCAAGACUGGAGUUCAGAGUCUCAGACCCCAGGAAAAGGAGCCUGGAAAAGGAAAAAGUGGUUACUCAGUGGGUUCAAACUCCUAAAAGUCAUCUAUGGCCAAUGCCCCCCCCCCCCCCCCCCGAGAAACUAGGCCUUGGACUGAGAACUAAACAGAACCUCUCAGAAACAUGAAAAGAACUAACCGUCCAAUUAAAGGGUCAUAAACUAAUCUUAUGGAGAAUAAACACUUAAGCUUGAGUUAGCAUAAAAUUUUAGUCAUCUCUACACUGCAGAUAUUUUUAAUAAAAGUGUUAAUGACUGUUUUGAUUUUGUGGGAUUAUCUUUUAAACUGUUAUUAAUGAUGGAAUUUUCAUUGAUAAUGAUAGGGACUUUUAGUUUUAUUUAUUUUUUGAAAAUUUUGUACAUGUACAUAAUGUACCAGACCCACCCAUCACCCCAGUUCCAGUUCCCCCUAGGACUUUGAAUCACAUCCCUCCCACCUCAUGUCCUCCUUGUACAAUUGUGUUAUUCUAACUGAGUUCUGUUACUGUGGAGCUAUUUUUAGUAGCUAGAGAAAGGAAAAAUACUUACUUUUUCUCAACCAUACUGUUUAUACAAAGCUUACCUUUUUUGACUUUCUUGUAUUGUGAUCAGUUGAUUUUUUUUUUCCUUUGAUAUUUACAGUGGCAUCCUCAUUCUUAACCUCACAUAUAGAAUAUUCUCUUUAAAGGCUUUAGAAUUCCACUUGAAACGAUUUUUCUUUGCAUAAGACUCUCGUUCAUUUCUAGACGAUGCAUUGUGAUCAGCACAGGGCACAUGUGCUUAUGCGUACAGGGGCAGAGCGUGUGAACAAGGACGGUUUCUGGGAUGUCCACUGUUUAGUUCCCAGCCCGCCUGGUCUGAAUAGCAUGUGCCUGAGUCCCCUGCUUGCACUCUUGUCUUCUGGGGCCACCUGCUGGGGUGCAGAAGCAGUAAGGCUCCCCAGUGGCCUCCAGCCAUCCUGGACACAUCCCGCUCACCCCUCUGUCAGAGCACACUAACCAUUUCACUGCCUUAGGUUUUCUCUGGUCGUGCUUUGCAGCUGGCCGAUGUUUCCAGAGCUCACAACAUGCUUCCCUGCCUGCUCUGCUUCUUGCAAUCCCUUACCAGGGACUGCAGCUCUUCUCAACAAAUAUUUAUCAGAUAGAGCCGGGCGGUGGUGGCACACGCCUUUCAUCCCAGCACUCGGAGGCAGAGGCAGGCGGGUCUCUUGAGUUCGAGAAACCCUGUCACACAAAACCCCAAAUAAAUAAAACCCCAAAUAAAUAAAGUUUAUCAGAUGACCACAGCAUGGCAGGACACUGGCUAGGUCUCUUGAUGAUGUUGCCUAGCCUAAUCCUGGUCAUCUUGGAGAUGUGGGAAUACAGAGAAGUUCUGUUUCUAGAUGUGAUUUUAGCACAGACUAGUGGCAGGGGCAGAGGCUUUCGUGAGGACUGGGUUCUGUGGCCAUGCAUUUUCUUGUUCCUUGAGCCUCAGCAUGCAGCUCGGGUAGCGUUCAUCCCUCCUCACACUGCACGGCCGACAUUUACAGUGUGCGCUACCUUGAUAGCUUCAAAGUGAUUUCUCACGUUUUUUGUUUUGUUUUGUUUAUUUCAAGACAGGGUUUCUCUCUGUAGCUUUGGAGCCUGUUCUAAACUCACUUUGUAGACCAGGCUGGCCUCAAACUCACAGAGCUCCGCCUGCCUCUGCCUCUAGAGUGCUGGGAUUAAAGGUGUGUGCCUCCACUGCCUGGCUUCACUUACAUUUUUAUAACUAAGAUUUUACUUGGCACUUUUCUUCCGUUCCAUCUGAUCGCCACCUUUUCCUGAGCUUAUCUGCAGAUUUGCUAUGCGUGCCUGAGAAUCCGGACAUGAAACCUGGAUUCUGUAAUUUGAAUGGCAUUAGGUAACUACUCAUCCUAGAAGACAUACUCCAAGUGGUUCAGAACAUCAGUGUGCUAGGGUAGUUCAUCAUCACCCACCCCAGCAACACAUGCAGUUAGCGGUAGUGAGAAUGAACUCAGGAACGUGACCCACGGGCCACCGCCUUCCUAGUGUAGCUGCAUGGCCCAGAAAAUCCUCCAAAAACAGCUACUAGUAUUGAUUAAACUUUCUUACUUUACAUUGUUCUAAUCGCGAUCGGCUGCCCCUCCUGCUCACCCUCCUCACUUCCCCUUCUGCAAUUCCUCUUUUGUUUCCUCCACGCAAGCACUUAUGUUCCUACACCAAGUGAGACAUGUCUGGCAUGCUCCGUGUCCUGGUUUCCAUUUCAUAGAGAUGUGCAGUCACAGAGAUCUCCCGUACACGUAAGACAUGCAUGCUGACUCCUGAGUCACAGCCCAUUCAUCUGCUUUAACCCGCUGGCCCUUCUCCUCCAUCAUAAAUAACCAGGGCACGUAUUUGUGAAUUAAAAAGCACAUUUGCUUGACUUUCCCGUGUUCCUGGGUGUCUGCGGUUCUGUGUGACUCUCUAGAAAGAAGAGUAGUGGUGGAGUUUCUGGGAACUCUGGGGUGUCAAGUUUGAGAUCUGUGGACGUUGCCCUCCCUGUCCUUAAAAACAAAAAGAUAAGCCAUUUCCUUCGCCUCUCUAAGUUUUUGCUCUAUAUUAAAUAUAGGAUGCGUCUAGAUAUGAUUAGGGCUAAUUUUGUGGUAAAGUUGAAAAAGAUUGUCGUAGAACUAUGUUUUAACAAAUUACUCAAAACAAAUAGAAAAAAAUCAAAUGUAGAAAAUUUUCAAAAGGCAUCCUUAACUGUAUGAUUAAUUGACUGGCAUCUAAUGUAGCUAAAAGUAAGUGUUGUGAUUUUGCUCAAGUAUCAUUGCUGAGUUCUUGAUGACCCGAAAUUCAGGUGAGUUAAGUACACAUCUUGGCUGUGCUCACUGCUUCACCGUGGGCUUGCUGCUCCUCUGUCCCCUGUAGAGAUAAUUCGCUCCACCUGAGCGUCUCACCAUCUUUCUGCUUCAGGCCAGGUAGCACAGGUACCAGGCAUGUUUUCACUCGAGGAAUUUUUAUUAGGAGUGGGGCUGGACUGAUGUUCUCUGCUCAUGCUAGCUAAUUCCAUAAGGAUCUCAUCCACUAGAGCAUGCUGGAAAAGGUGAAUAUUUCAACCAGGUUUUAAGUUAUUAUAAGUGCUAGUAUUAUCUUGGACUGGAAUGUGUAUUUGCUGUCUUCUGUCUGCUAUGAUGAGCAAGCCUGCAGGUCAUUAUGUUAGUGGUAAGCACUUACCGUUUUAAUCUUUCUUGUUCAUUCAACAGUUACUUUACUGUCAUUUAUGGGAAACAGCAGUGAAUAAAACUGGCCUGACCCUGCCCCGCGCUGCCUACAGUUGAUUGCUCAUUCUCUGAAGAUUGGCCAAAAUGGGAAGGGCUGGAUUCUGCUCUCUUCCACGAAGAGUUAAUGGGACUGGCUAAGAUCAAAGUCUGAGGCUUUUUCCAUCCUUAAUCAGUCCCUUUUUGCUUUCUUUUACGACCACAUGAAACUUGAGAAGCCACCUAAAGCUAUAUCACUUAGUGGAGUUGGGCAGUUCCCAGGUGUCCAACAAGAAGGCCUGGUUUAGGCUGCGAUGGCCACUGUCAUUCCUGGUGAUUUGUCAGAAGUAAGAGAUACCCAGAAAGCCCCUUCAGGGAAACGUAAGCGUGGUGAAACCAAACCAAGAAAAAACUUCCCUUGCCAACUGUGUGACAAGGCCUUUAACAGUGUUGAGAAAUUAAAGGUUCACUCGUACUCUCACACAGGAGAGAGGCCCUACAAGUGCACACAACAAGACUGCACCAAGGCCUUUGUUUCUAAGUACAAAUUACAAAGGCACAUGGCUACUCACUCUCCUGAGAAAACCCACAAGUGUAAUUAUUGUGAGAAAAUGUUUCACCGCAAAGACCACCUGAAGAAUCACCUCCACACCCACGACCCCAACAAAGAGACCUUCAAGUGCGAGGAGUGCGGCAAGAGCUACAACACCAAGCUCGGCUUCAAGCGGCACCUGGCCCUGCACGCUGCCACCAGCGGCGACCUCACCUGCAAGGUGUGCUUGCAGACUUUUGAAAGCACGGGCGUGCUCCUGGAGCACCUGAAGUCGCACGCGGGCAAGUCCUCCGGGGCCGUGAAGGAGAAGAAGCACCAGUGCGAGCACUGUGAGCGCAGGUUCUACACCCGGAAGGAUGUCCGGAGACACAUGGUGGUGCACACGGGGAGAAAGGACUUCCUCUGCCAGUACUGUGCACAGAGAUUCGGACGGAAGGAUCACCUCACUCGACAUAUGAAGAAGAGUCACAACCAAGAGCUUCUGAAGGUCAAAACGGAACCGGUAGAUUUCCUGGACCCUUUCACCUGUAACAUGUCUGUGCCUAUAAAGGACGAGCUCCUGCCGGUGAUGUCCUUACCUUCCAGUGAACUCUUGUCCAAGCCAUUCACAAACACUUUGCAGUUAAACCUCUAUAACACUCCAUUUCAGUCCAUGCAGAGUUCCGGAUCUGCUCACCAAAUGAUCACAACCUUACCUUUGGGAAUGACGUGCCCCAUAGAUAUGGAUGCUGUUCAUCCCUCCCACCAUCUUGCUUUCAAAUGCCCGUUCAGUUCUACCUCAUACGCAAUCUCUAUUCCUGAAAAAGAACAGCCAUUAAAGGGGGAAAUUGAGAGUUACCUGAUGGAGUUACAAAGUGGUGCGCCCUCUUCCUCCCAGGAUUCUCAAGCGUCGUCAUCUAAGUUAGGGUUAGAUCCUCAGAGCGGGUCCCUCGAUGACGGUGCGGGGGACCUCUCGCUGUCAAAGAGCUCUAUUUCCAUCAGUGACCCCCUCAACACACCAGCAUUGGAUUUUUCUCAGCUGUUCAAUUUUAUACCAUUAAAUGGCCCUCCUUACAAUCCUCUGUCCGUGGGGAGCCUCGGGAUGAGCUAUUCCCAAGACGAAGCGCAUUCUUCUGUUUCUCAGCUGCCUGCCCAAACACAGGAUCUCCAGGAUCCUGCGAGCGCCGUGGGUCUCGGUUCUCUGCACUCGCUCUCCGCGGCGUUCACCAGCAGCCUGAGCUCGAGCACCACCCUGCCCCGUUUCCACCAGGCCUUCCAGUAGGGCCUGGCGGCAGGUUCUAGAGGGAGGCGCGCGUGUAGCCCCGCCCUCGCUGACCGUUUUUAUCUUAGUGCCUACUUUAAGACAAUACAAAAACUUCUGCUUUUGUAUAAUAUCAGGUUUCACGAAGCCAGUAAAUAAUAGGAACUAGCCUCUUGGGUAAGCUUUGAAACCGUUCAUGUUUAAUACGUUUGCCGUUUCUCCCGAUUUACUGCCAGUUGACAUAGCCUCAGAGUUUUAUUUCAUAUAGGAGCGCCAUUAUUAUCGCUAAAUUCUUCAGGUCCUGUGUUCAAAUUACUAUUAGACUUUAAAAUUUUCAUUUUUGUCUAAUAGCAUUGGGCAUCGGACAUUUGGCUCAUUUUUUUUUUUUUUGCAAAUAUGCAGUACCAUGUAAAUCUUAUGUAGCGUGUGUGAAUAGCUGAGGUGUUUUACAUGUUUUGCUAGCCACUAAAUAGAUUCAUGAUCAAGUGUUUUAAAGGAAUCGAGAAUCCAGCUUGGGGAGAUUAUAGUGGUUUCUUAAAUAUGCCAUCAUUUCAGAUCAAUAUGUUUUGAAGACUUUUGUCUUGACAAAAUGAGAGAAGAGAGUUUCGGUAUCCACAAGGAACCUUGAGAGGUCACAGGGUGUUCUGUGUUGGCACUGUUUUGCCACAUCUCGACUGUCUUCUCUUUAUGUUAACAGUGUGUGGCGUCAGUCUUCAGGAGCAGGGUAGAGAUGUCCUGUUCCCUGUCCUUCGCCUUUCGUACCCAGGAUGGCCUCAGUGAACCAGCAUUCUUAAUGUUGCACGUUGUCCGUAGUCAGUCCAGAGUCUCGGGGGCCAUUGUGGGGCAGUAGUCAGUGAAACACCCAGAGUAGACUCCUCAGCGGGACGAUGGAUGUCAAACAUACAGCCAAACCUCAGAACUUGUCUAGAGAAUCCCCACCGUUGCCAGAGCUGAAAACUGGACUCUUUCGGGGCAGAGUAAAAGCCUACCUAUCCCGUCAUUUCUAAAACAGCAAUGUGCGUCCUCCUCGCCCCGCCGUGGUCGGCUGGAGAACUUACACACAUUAACACGCUACCUGAGGAAUCUCCACAACGUCUUACACAACCCACACAGCAAAACCCCACUCUUGACACACCUUAGCGAGCGGGAGGAGUGUGACACAAUAAGCCGAGUUUGUAGAGGAAACAAGGAAAAUAAAGCACACACCGAGUGAGUGUGGAAGCACCGAGGGUAUGGUGCUCACAGACGCGGUAGUAAUGGCUUCCUCACGCCAGCCAGGGCUCUGAUCGGCGGUGCCGUAGAGAUUUUCCUAAGGGUUGCUCGUGGCAUCAGCCUACAAGCUGUAUCUAUUAAGCACUUGUUAACUCCUUAUUUUGAGACCCCUUUUGUUGGGGCAGGGGUAGGGGAAAAUUUACAGAAGAGUAUGUAUCUCUUAAAAAAAAAAAAAAAGAAAAGAAAAAAAAUAUUUCUGAAUUUCUGAGCACUCAAUUAGCCCUGUAUGGGGAGACCCGUUCCCUUUCCUAGGGCCAACUAUCACUGCAGAUUGCAUUGUUUACCAAUAAUUCUAAACAUGAGUAUAGAUUGCUGAAUAUAACGCAUUAUUUAAAAUACUUGGGAGUAGUAUAAAUCGAGGAGAAGUGUAAGAUGUCAUAUGGAUGGGGCUUUCGCUGUAUGUUACACACACGUCUAGCGCACUUCAUAGACUCAGAGUCACUCUCUGGAGGGCUCUCGCUCCCGGUUUUCACCCUGGAGCAAUAGUUUUUAUACUUAUGUAUUUAAAUUUUAUUAUGAAAAUUUACAUUUUAUUAAAAAAAAGUGUUCCAAAGGCAUUAAAAUUAUAUAUGUUAAUAAGGAAAUGCAUUUUUAGCUCUUCUUCAAGCUGCUCCUGAGCUGUGGUCGGGAGCGUGCUCACUCUCCACGUGGGCUCUUUGCUCUGCUUCAAGGCGGCUUCCUUAGUUUCUGUGAAACAGAUCGCUUACCUAAAGCUCUAGUUGAAUGAUUAGUGUUCAAUAUUGCUUUACUCACCACGGAAAAAGGAAAAGAAAGUUGGUGACAGAGCACAAGUAAAUAGAAAACCUAUUUUUAUGUAGAGGUUGGUCCCAGACACCACAUACGAAAGCACUAGCCUAUUCUAUCUCAAAUUUGCGUAAGAAAAAAGUCACACUAAUGACCUGAGACGUCGGCCUCUGUGGGCUGUAUUUCACUGCUAAUUGAAAAAAAGGGAGUAUCAGGAUAUAAUGAAAUAAAGCAUUUUGAAAUGGGAAAGGCGCCAUAUCUGUAUAUAUAUAAAUAUAUUUUUAUCCUAAUUCUUGCCCUGCACAGAACUCUAAUACACAUCUUCCAGGGUACCAGUGUUAAAACGUAGAGUCUUCAUUUUCUUCGUAUGUACACCUCUCUGCCUAUUGCUGCCCCCACAGACUUGAAGAACACUUCAAAGUAAGAGGGAAUCCAGCAAGUUGGGUUGGAUUUUUUUUUGUUUGUUUGUUUGUUUUUGUUUUUUUUUUUUUAAUUGACUGCAGUGGUCACUAAACCCUUUCUUGAUAGAUUUUUCUAUUAAAGAUCAGGCAGCUUGUAAUGUAAUUGCACAAUGUUUUAACAAGGAUGUGACACAGAAUUGGCUCCCCGCCCCCC
This is a messenger RNA of Alexandromys fortis (reed vole), 8198 nucleotides long. It is a transcript of the gene Plag1, whose product is annotated as PLAG1 zinc finger. Gene Ontology annotation, cellular component: nucleus. Gene Ontology annotation, biological process: regulation of transcription by RNA polymerase II. The record is from RefSeq and is a predicted model, not a curated record. Lineage: Eukaryota; Metazoa; Chordata; Mammalia; Rodentia; Cricetidae. The transcript is spliced from 4 exons. The coding region runs from base 4089 to 5588 and encodes 499 amino acids. Gene Ontology annotation, molecular function: sequence-specific DNA binding; DNA-binding transcription factor activity, RNA polymerase II-specific.